Colletotrichum higginsianum IMI 349063 is the source of this 1251-nucleotide messenger RNA. Its product is annotated as Chitin deacetylase. Gene Ontology annotation, molecular function: chitin binding; hydrolase activity, acting on carbon-nitrogen (but not peptide) bonds. NCBI's taxonomy places the organism in Eukaryota, Fungi, Ascomycota, Sordariomycetes, Glomerellales, Glomerellaceae. Bases 1 to 1251 code for a protein of 416 amino acids. Gene Ontology annotation, biological process: carbohydrate metabolic process. The transcript has 4 exons. The record is from RefSeq and is a predicted model, not a curated record.
AUGACAGCGCUCGAAUUUCUUGUGCUCGCCCUCGCCGGCACGGUAGCAGGCUCGCCCUCUCUUUUCCUAAGAGGUGUCUCACCUGAUAAUACCUGCGGCACGACAGGAAAUGGGGGUAACCCUUCGGCAUACACUUGCCCGGCGGACUUGCCGUGCUGUUCAGUCAAUGGCUGGUGCGGUUCUACCGGCGACUACUGCUUGACGUCCAACGGCUGCCAGGCCGGGUUCGGAACCUGUGAACAGGACGGCAACCCGCCGACAGGCUCGAGUGACGAUGGCAACUCGGGUACUGGACUCUGCGGCCCCGAUAAUGGGAACGUUAGUUGCGCCACAAAUGAAUGCUGCUCUGCCGCCGGGUACUGCGGAACAACCCCAGACCAUUGCAAGGCUCCGGACUGCCUCUUCCAAUUCGGCCCAGCAUGUGAUGCUAACAAAAUUCCGCCGGGCCUUAACACCUCCAGUAUCGUCCGAACCAAGCUCGGCCAGGUCGAGUAUGGCGGUCCUGGUGUUUACAGCUGCGUCAACCCCGGUGACGUUGCCCUAACGUACGACGACGGCCCAGCUUCGUACACCAACGACUUGCUCGACCUCCUGAAAAAGUACAAUGCCAAGGCGACGUUCAUGAUUACUGGGAACAACAACGCAAAGGGAGAGAUUGACGAUGCAGCCUUCCCUUGGGUCAGCACCAUCAAGUAUGCUAUCUUCGUCGCAUUGCCCUUGCCAUCAUGGCUGAUCUUAGACGACAGGCGGAUGUACGCCGAUGGUCACCAAAUUGCCAGCCAUACCUGGUCGCAUGCCGAUCUGGUCUGUCUUGCUGCCGUGUUUGCGAUUCACAAUUCUGACCCCCCUCCAAGUGCAAAAUUACAUCGGCUCAGCGCAGAGAUGAGAUGUACAAGCUGGAAAUGGCCCCCUUAUUCCUCUUGUACGGCAGAGUGCGGCUGCGAAGAUGAUAUGAAGGCCCUGGGAUACUCGAUCAUCUACUUUGACCUCGACACGGCCGACUACCUGCACGACAGCCCGACUGAGAUACAACAAUCCAAGGACAUUGUCGACCAGUCAAUCUCGGCCAAGCCCGCCACCACUGAUAACUUCCUCGUCAUCGGCCACGACAUCCACCAGCAGACCGUCUACAACCUGACAGAGUAUAUGCUCCAGAAGUUUCAGGGCAAGAAGAUGGUUACCGUCGGUGAGUGCCUUGGCGACCCCAGGGCGAAUUGGUACCGCGCCGACGCCCGCACCACCCUUGGAUAA